Molecule: messenger RNA, 2290 nt
Organism: Nelumbo nucifera (sacred lotus)
Lineage: Eukaryota; Viridiplantae; Streptophyta; Magnoliopsida; Proteales; Nelumbonaceae
Gene: CYP71
Product: cyclophilin71
Biological process (GO): protein folding; protein peptidyl-prolyl isomerization
Molecular function (GO): peptidyl-prolyl cis-trans isomerase activity; protein binding
Source: RefSeq, a predicted model, not a curated record
GCUGCUUCUUAGGGCCCCGAGUCAUUCUGAUAGUCUUCGGUUCUGUGCGUGCAAAACCCUACAAUGGAGGAACCUCAGAACGGCAAGAAAGGUUCGACAAUGGAAGCGAGCGAGGAAGAGGCACUUAUUGGCCCCGGUCCCGCCGCUAAGACUCGUCCCAAGCGUCCUCUGCAGUUCGAGCAGGCGUACUUGGAUGCGCUUCCGUCUGCUAACAUGUAUGAGAAAAGUUAUAUGCAUCGUGAUGUGGUCACACAUGUUGCUGUGUCAGCAGCAGAGUUUAUCAUAACUGGAAGUAUUGAUGGUCAUUUGAAAUUUUGGAAGAAAAAGGCAAUUGGAGUUGAGUUUGCUAAGCAUUUCAGAUCUCAUCUUGGUCCCAUUGAAGGGCUGGCUGUUAGUGUUGAUGGCUUGCUUUGCUGUACAAUUUCAAGUGAUCGUUCUGUGAAGAUAUAUGAUGUUGUCAACUAUGACAUGAUGGUCAUGAUACGUUUACCAUUUGUUCCUGGAUCAGUUGAAUGGGUCUACAAACAAGGUGAUGUUAAAGCUAAGCUUGCCAUUAGCGAUCGGAACUCCCCAAAUGUGCAUAUUUUUGAUGCACGAGCUGGUUCAAAUGAACCCAUUAUCUCCAAAGAGAUACACAUGGGUCCGGUAAAAGUCAUGAAAUACAAUCAUGUCUUUGACACUGUUAUAUCUGCAGACGGCAAAGGAAUAAUAGAGUACUGGUGUCCUGCUACACUACAGUUUCCAGAAGACAGGGUGAGCUUCCGGUUGAAAAGUGAUACUAAUCUCUUUGAAAUUAUAAAAUGCAAAACAACUGCAUCUGCAAUUGAGGUUAGUCCAGAUGGCAACCAAUUUGCCAUUACAUCCCCUGAUCGAAGAAUACGUAUCUUUUGGUUUAGAACGGGUAAACUAAGACGGGUUUAUGAUGAAUCUCUUGAGGUGGCCCAGGAUCUACAGAGAAGUGAUGCUCCUCUCUAUCGUCUAGAAGCAAUUGAUUUUGGACGAAGAAUGGCUAUUGAGAAGGAAAUUGAAAAAACAGAAAAUGUGCCACAACCAAAUGCAAUAUUUGAUGAAAGCUCAAAUUUCAUUAUAUAUGCAACAUUACUUGGCAUAAAGAUUGUAAAUUUACAUACCAAUAAGGUUACCCGGAUUCUAGGAAAAGUAGAGAACAAUGAUAGGUUCUUGAGAAUUGCUCUAUAUCAAGGUGACAGAAGCAACAAAAAAGUUAGGAAAAUUCCUGGGGCUGCAUCAAAUGUUAAUGAGAGCAAAGAGCCUUUGACAGAUCCUACUCUCGUUUGUUGUGCUUUCAAGAAGCACAGGAUUUAUUUCUUCAGUCGUAGGGAACCAGAGGAGCCUGAAGAUGCAACUAAGGGAAGGGAUGUAUUUAAUGAAAAGCCUCCUCCUGAUGAACUUUUGGCUGUUUCAGAUAUAGGAAAAUCUGUGACAACAUCUCUUCCAGACAAUGUGAUAUUGCACACAACAUUGGGUGAUAUCCAUAUGAGACUGUACCCAGAAGAAUGCCCUAAAACUGUGGAAAAUUUCACAACCCACUGCCGGAAUGGGUAUUACGAUAAUCUCAUCUUCCACCGAGUCAUCAAGGGCUUCAUGAUACAGACAGGGGAUCCUUUGGGAGAUGGCACUGGUGGCCAAUCUAUCUGGGGAAGGGAGUUUGAAGAUGAGUUCCAUAAAAGUUUGCGGCAUGACAGACCUUUCACAGUGUCAAUGGCAAAUGCGGGGACUAACACUAAUGGAUCUCAGUUUUUUAUUACCACUGUAGCUACACCAUGGCUUGACAAUAAGCACACGGUCUUUGGUAGAGUUGUAAAGGGGAUGGAUGUUGUACAGGCUAUUGAAAAGGUGAAAACAGACAAGACUGACAAGCCAUAUCAGGACGUAAAGAUCUUGAAUGUGACUGUUCCUAAAUCUUGAAGCUUGAAGCCCUACCAUACAAAGUGUUGAUUCCUUGUUAAUGCACAAACGUUGGCUGCUUCAACUCAUCUCAGGUAUGCGGAUAGGUUGAAAACCAGGUUUCUUACUUUUACAUAGGAUUUAUCUUUAGGUAUUUGUUGAACAACGGUUUAAUUUUUCUUUUUUUUCUUUUUUUCUUUUUUUCUUUUUUUCUUUUUUUCUUUUUUUCUUUUUCCUUUUCUGAAUUGAGUGAAGUGUAACUUUUUUUACCCCCUUUCAGUUUCUUUUACUUAGUAAAUUAACCCUUUCAAAUAAUGUUAGCCAUGAUGUAUUUGUAUGCUUGUUGAUGUUUAAAACAAUAUUAAUUUAUAUGAAAUUUAUGACC